AUGGUGUUCUGUUUGGCGUCUGGAGGGUGUCUCAACAUCUUCCUUUCCGAUGAUUUCUCUUUCACUCCGAUCACCAUGCUACGUUUCGGGCUUCUCGUCAUCCUCCUCGUCUCCGCUCAAGCGGCCGUGAGAGUCUCCAGGAAGGACCACCACAAUCGGAAGUUUACAAACGGAAAGAUCGUCGGCGGCAGACCGGCUACUUUGGGCCAGUUCCCAUACCAGGUGUCGCUACAGUAUUACUCCGGCGGUUGGAUACACUACUGCGGCGGGACCAUCCUGGACGAGAACCACGUGCUCACCGCUGGUCAAUGCCACCCUGUCCCAGGGGAAUUGGCUGUCGCUGGUAUCACCGACCUCCUGUCUCCAGGAUUCGAAGUUCAAGCGAGGACCAUUACCCGGGUUGUCCCGCAUCCAGAAUACUUUGGCUUAGUGAACGACGUCGCCGUGCUGACCGUGAACCCGCCUUUCGUGUUCAAUGAGUUCGUCGGACCCGCGGAGCUCCCUCUCGACGGCCAGCAGCCUUCCACCGGGCCAGGGGCUUGCACUGCAUCCGGUUGGGGAGCGAGGACCUGGACCGGCGGAAUCAACAUAGACCUCCUGUACGUGGACAUCGACUUCAUCGACGACGACACGUGCAUGGAGAUGUGGGCGCAGGACUUUGUAACCCUGCUUCCCGAACAGAACAUCUGCGCCGGGGUCGAGGAAGGAUGGCACACCGGUGAUUCUGGUGGACCCCUGAUGUGCGAUGCUGACGAUGGCGGCCGAUACCUGUUCGGAUCCACGUCGUGGGGCCCCCAGGAAUGCGGCAUCCCCGAGCGACCCGCUGUCUGGGCGGAGGUCCCGUACUUCAACGACUUCAUCCUCGACCAGAUCGGGGGAGCUUAAUCCACCUUCAUUCCCUCGUUGCCCAAUAAUACCGGUCCACA
Darwinula stevensoni is the source of this 926-nucleotide messenger RNA. Lineage: Eukaryota; Metazoa; Arthropoda; Ostracoda; Podocopida; Darwinulidae. The record is from the annotation of a GenBank genome assembly.